Aegilops tauschii subsp. strangulata is the source of this 1563-nucleotide messenger RNA. NCBI's taxonomy places the organism in Eukaryota, Viridiplantae, Streptophyta, Magnoliopsida, Poales, Poaceae. The record is from RefSeq and is a predicted model, not a curated record.
GAACGAACCGAGCGGCCCCUCGUGCGCCGUUCGAUCUCGCCCCUGAUCGUCCCGAAAGUCACAUGCGUUACCGACAAAUCACCUGGUCGGGGUCCACACUGGCAAAUCCCCACACAACCAUCACUCCAACCCACCCGCCAGCCACACACACACAUCGAAGGCGCGGACGCGCAUCUCCACUACUUCCUCGCGUCCGGCGACCGCCGUUAACCGGCCACCGAAGUGCGCCGCCGAGCACGCACGCGAGCGCAGCCUCAGCGGGAUCCGGCUGGGAGAGCAGUGGCGUGCCCAAUUUGAACACUGACGAGCAGCGCCGCGCCGUCGCGGACCCAGGCCUCCAUGCCGGGCGACGAGUAGUGCCUCGACCCCGCCGAAGGCGAUGAGCUGCUGACGCAGGCGGGAUCUGUCUGCGAGUUGAAAUGGCCGCCGCGCGCCCAGGCCAAGCUACUGCUGCUGCGGGCGGGAUGCAGCUACGAAUUGAAGUCGCCGCGCAUGGCUGCUGCUGCUUCUUCGCAGAUUCGGCUGGAUCUGGCUGCUGCCGCUGCCGCUAUUGAUUUGGUGAUUCUGCAGGUCGCAAGAACUACACCCGUGUUGAUGGGAAACGGGACACAUGCUUCUGUUCAUGGUGUUGGUACGAUCGAUCUGAAGUUUACUUCGGGAAAGAUCGUGCGACUGAAGAACGUGCAGCAUGUCCCUGCUAUAAAUAAAAAUCUUGUCAGUGGUUCUUGUUUGUGUCGAGAUGGUUAUAAAUUGGUAUUUGAGUCCAAUAAGGUUGUAGUAUCUAAGUGUGGACAAUUUGUUGGGAAGGGCUAUGAGAGCGGAGGCUUGUUCCGCUUAUCUUUGUCAGACUUUUGCACUAAAGUUAUUAAUCAUGUUUGCAGUGAAAUCGAAUCAAAUGUUUGGCAUUCACGACUUUGUCAUAUUAACUUUGGUGUCAUGACGCGGCUAGCAAAUUUGAGUUUAAUCCCAAAAUUUACAAUUGUCAAUGGUUCUAAGUGCCAAAUUUGUGUGCAAGCAAAGCAACCUCGCAAGUCUCAUGCGACUGUUGAGGCGAGGAAUUUGGCACCACCUGAACUGAUACAUUCAGAUCUUUGUGAGAUGAAUGUGGUGAAAUCUGAGGUACUUGACAUGAAUGUUGGUACCAUCAUGGAGUCGAAUGAUGCGACUUUCUUUGACGAUAUUUUUCCUAUGAAGGAUAUGCCUAGCUCAUCUAGUCAGAGGUCACAGACAACUCCUGGACCUACUGUUCCAUUGGAACAUUCCGAGAAGAAACACACAGAUAUUCCUGAGGAGGAUGACAAUGAAGCUCCUAGAAGGAGCAAGAUACAAAGGACCACAAAGUCAUUUGGUGAAGAUUUCAUUGUGUACCUCGUGAAUGAUACUCCCACUUCUAUUUCAGAAGCUUAUGCAUCUUAUGAUGCUGAUUACUGGAAAGAAGCUGUGCGUAGUGAGAUGGAUUCUAUCAUGGCUAAUGGGACAUGGGAGAUCACUGAUCAUCCUUAUGGGUGUAAACCUGUAGGGUGUCAUUCAGGAAGUGAAAGAUUUUCUGAAUCAAAACUUUGA